Habropoda laboriosa is the source of this 1530-nucleotide messenger RNA. RefSeq names its product GTP-binding protein Di-Ras2. Lineage: Eukaryota; Metazoa; Arthropoda; Insecta; Hymenoptera; Apidae. The transcript has 5 exons. The record is from RefSeq and is a predicted model, not a curated record. The coding region runs from base 461 to 1285 and encodes 274 amino acids. Gene Ontology annotation, molecular function: GTP binding; GTPase activity.
ACAUUUAGCAUCGAUAACCAAAUUGAUCGAAUGCAGUGACGUUUAACACAAUUUCGUCGCAGAAGCAGCUAUGCCAAUAUCGCGGCCAUAGUUUGAUUAGAAUGAUAAACCAAUGGCAUCUCCAGCUGCAAAUCUUAACUCGCACAGUUUCACGUUUGCGAUCACCUUAUCAAAAAUGUAGAUGCGAUCGACGAAUCACCGCCGCUGCUUCGACGAUGCCAGCACGAGGGGAAAUCGAGUGACCGUUUAAAAGGAAGAAGACGGAGGAGAAACGGAGGGCGGAAGCAAAAAGGAAGCCGACAAGAGAGCGAGGGGGAGAGAGAGGGAGAGGAGAGAAGAAAAAUAUAGAAGGAGAUAUUGAAUUCUCCGAAGCGGUGUGAAAAGUCCACAGGCAGCCGCCGAUGUCUUCUUGAAUCGGGUGGCAAUUUUUAUCUCUUCUCAACGAACGAUCGUCACGGAAAUGGCUGAUAACGAAAGAAUCAGACUGGUGGUGUUGGGUGGCGCCGGUGUUGGGAAAAGCGCGAUCAUACGUCGUUUACUCGGACAAGGGUUCAGCGAGAAGUAUAGGCCUACCGUCGAAGACCUCUAUUCGAGAGAAUGCGUCCUCGGUACGCUCACCCUCAAAGUCGAUCUCUUGGAUACCGCUGGUGAUCUACAAUUCCCGGCUAUGAGAAGGCUGAGCAUAGCCACGGCACACGCUUUCCUUCUCGUUUAUGCGACGACAUCGUUGCCCAGCUUCGAGUGCGUGAAACGAUGCUUCGAAGAAGUCAGGGAGCAACGACCAGAUUUUCAGGAGGUGCCGAUAGUCAUCGCUGGUAACAAAUUGGACCUCGCAGCGACGCGUAGAGAAGUGCCGAUCGAAGACGUCAGCGAAUGGUUGUUCUGCGAAUUACCCAAGCUUCGUGCCAAAGUAAUGGAAUGCUCGGCCAAAGACGACUACAAUAUCAAAGAGAUUUUCCGUUGUUUCGUCACCUUGUCCAGGAUCAUGCCGAAAAAUCCUACAGGCGAGCCAGACGAGUCGGGCCUUCGACGAAGAUGUUCGGCGUACGGAUCGCGCAGAGGCGAUCGAAUCGGUAGGUCCGGCAGUCCUCACGGAAGAACCGGAAGCGCCGGCCCUGGCGGAAAUUCUCAGCAGGUUGUUGCAGCGCAAAGUUCCAACGUCGUCGUCGUCGUCGGCGAGGAAGGCAAAGGUAAACCACGCAGUCGUAGCCUGAUCCGUCGUGCUUCGCGAAAAACCAAACAACAGAUCAGAGACACUCACACCGACGACUGCAAUAUCUCGUAAUUUACUUCUUCCCAUUUCCCUCCUUCUGUCUCUCUCACUCUCUUCCACCUUCCAUCUAUCUAUCUAUACAUAUAUUUGUGUCUUAUCAUAAGAUUCACCAACAACGGAAAUAUCACCCUCGAUCGAUUCCAACUCCUUCCAUAACAUACUUGGAGAGUAUGGUAACGCGCUAAGCGGACAGCACUAAUCUAUUGCAAUACGCGAAAGUAUCACGUUCUCGUGUAUGAGAUCUUAUUCUAUACGAA